AGCACUAAAUAGAUCCAGUGUUUAUGAUGACAACACGAACCUGUUGCGGGCGACAAUUCAACGCCCCACAGUAUUCUUCUUGGUCAUUGGAGGCAAACAGCCACCGUAACAACAUGGGAGCCGUUCAAUCUGGACCUACUGAGCACGAGUUUCAAGAUAUUGCAGACAGGACUGGUUUCAGUCUGGAACAGAUCAGAAACUUGCACAAGAGGUUCAAGUGGCUGAACAACCAUCAAGAAACUUUGAGGCGGGAGGACUUUGAGAAGGUGUUAAAUCUUUCACUGAACCCAAUACGGGCCAAAAUCAUCCAAGCCUUUUUUGACAAAAGAAACUUUGGAAUGAACGAGGUGGGUUUAGUUGAGGAGAUUGGCUUUGAAGAGUUCCUGACAGUGAUGUCUUACUUCAAACCCCCAAACAAGAAGCUCACAGAGGACGAGACAGAAGCCCUGAGGACGAAAAAGCUUCGCUUUCUAUUCAACAUGCACGAUACUGACAAUGAUGGGACCAUAACACUUGAGGAGUACAGACACCUGGUUGAAAAGCUUCUGUCCACUUGUGAAACCCUUGAACAAGACACUGCCCAAGACAUCGCUGAUGCUGCCAUGUUGGAGGUGGCAAGAACUACAGUUGUGCACAUGGAGCCGCAUGAAGUCUAUGAGGGAGUCACAUUUGAACAAUUUCAGCAGAUUCUAAAAGGGAUAGAGCUUGAGACAAAGAUGAACGUUCGCUUCCUGCAGGUGAACACAACCACAAUGCACUGUGGGAAAUGAGUCCUCUCCUUCUGUGUCUGAUUGCAGCAGCUCCAAAGUUCUCCCAAGUGAAACCCUAAAUUUAGCCUCCAUGCCCCCCCCC
This is a messenger RNA of Clupea harengus (Atlantic herring), 852 nucleotides long. It is a transcript of the gene tesca, whose product is annotated as tescalcin a. The record is from RefSeq and is a predicted model, not a curated record. NCBI's taxonomy places the organism in Eukaryota, Metazoa, Chordata, Actinopteri, Clupeiformes, Clupeidae. Gene Ontology annotation, molecular function: calcium ion binding.